GGAUUUCAAAGAGGUCAAAAUGGCCGACGAAGGAAUGGAAGCUUACUUCGAGACCUCUUCUAAUGCUGAAGCUCUCAGACGAGCAGGAGCUGGAGAAGAUCACAUAGUAACGGCCCAAGAAAUGAAAAACUCUUCACUUACUGAGUUAACCCACUCUUCUCCACACCUUUUCUCCCAUCCACCAAUGAAAUCUAAUGCAACUAGCACUCCAUUAAAUAAACAAGAAGCGGUCCAUAUUAGAAUACUUGUUGAAGAAAUAAUGAAGUCAGCUCUUUUAACUGAAGAUGAUUGUGUCCUGCUGGAAUCAGUACUGAAGAUUGAAGGAAUGAGUGAUCCUACUGAGAAAAGAAUUAAUUAUUUGUUUAAUAACUGGUGGUAUAUUUACAUCUCUUCGCUUGUAAUGGUGUUAUCUAUGUUCUUUUCUUAUUCCGCUUGUCUCCUCGUGUUUAUCUUCACGGUAACAGGAUUUACUUUAUUUAAAGCGAGAGAGACUAGGAGUGAGGGUAGGAUGAGGAAGGAGAGAGAAGGAAUAAAGAAUUACCUGAUAAAAAUGGAGUCACUGCUCAAUUUAAUAAUGAAAUCACUGAAUACAAUUAGAGAGAGAGAGCUGGUGUAUCACGGAUUCCUGAGACCAGUGAGAGGUUUAUCGGCAAGCCACAUUGAGUCACAGCUGGCUAAUGGCAACAGCAACAGCUUCCAGUGUCACUCAUUGAGAGAGAGGCUUCACCAGGUGUGCAGCAAAGGGAAGGAGAUGAUGGGUAGUGUCACUGUUAGUCUCAUUAAUGGAUACCCAUUGAACACUGAACUGGACAAUAAAGACACUUAUCUGUUGUACAGGGAGUUACCGGCCGUACAAGAUGAACAUGUACUGUCGCUAGAGGCUCUGAAAGAUGCUGCUAGCCUCAUGGCUAUAGUCAAUUCUGAAAUGUUGCGUCGAUUGUGUUUAGUUUUAGGACGUCAUUUGAUCACUGAGCAAUCUGUCCUUGAUAAAACUGAUAAAAGACUCUCUCUUUCAACUGCUUUUCAAUUUCUUAAACCUCUUUAUGAACAUGUGGAUGAAGCGUUGACUCAAAUCCAAUGGUCACUGGAUUAUCAGAAUCACAAAUACACAACUAAAGAUGGUUCUACUGACAAUAGCCCAGCUACUAAUGGCAGCAAGAAGGCGGGGUUUAAAGGGGCAGGAGACAAACCUUUGUCAUCAAUUGAGGCGGAACUACAUGCAGCUGACCUCCACGUACACACUACACUGAUCAAACUGCGUGAACUGAGUGAUGACAGCUCAGGGGAAGUUUGGGAAGAAGAAAUAAGAUCAAUUUUGAGUAACAUAACCUCAGCUGAGCAUCACCUCCAACAAGUUCUGAGUGAAUUGUCUCAACCAGCCCCUCCUCCUUCUCCUCCCCUUGCCACAUCAACACCAAAUUUUGUCAACAUUGAAGAUAAUAAUGAAGAAACUGAAGUACCAUGCAAUACACAAGAGACAGCAAAUGAUGAUGAUGAAGAGAUGAUAUAUGAAGCGUAUGUGAGUGGUUUAGAUCAGAUCUCACAGUUGGAGGAGCAGGAGAUAGUCAGCAAUGAAGAAUGGAGGAAAACCUCACUGAAUAUACUCCAUGAGUUAAAGUCAGUUCUUUCUGUUAGAAAGGCCAUGAAAGAAAAGAAGAGAAGGAAGAAGGAUGCUGUAGAAGAAACCCCUUUACCAAAAGAGAAUGCCCAGGAUCAAAGUGACAGUGUAGAACAUAAUAACACUCAAACAAAUAAUUCAAAUGAAGCUGGCAGUAGCAGCAGCUGUCUGCAAAAUUCUCCAGAAAAGUCAAAAGAUAUUCACAGUGAUGAUGAAGGAAGGAUUGCUACUGGAGCUGUGGUGGAUGGAUCUGGUGAUCAACUCCUGCAGCUGCAGCUAAUGGCAAGAGCAGCUGCUGCUUCAAAGAGAAGACAACAAAAUGAAGAAAUAUUUGAAUUGAGUGACAAUGAUGAUGAAAAUGACUAGGAUUCAAGAAGUAAACUUUUUUGAUUAUUAAUUUUUAAAUCACUGCAAAUCUUAUCACUAAAUCAGACUCUUAAAUUAUGUAAACUACUCUUCGUUAAUCAAAUGGUAUCAUAAAA
Messenger RNA from Amphimedon queenslandica, 2100 nucleotides. RefSeq lists its product as uncharacterized. The record is from RefSeq and is a predicted model, not a curated record. Gene Ontology annotation, cellular component: plasma membrane. Gene Ontology annotation, biological process: cell-cell adhesion. The transcript has 14 exons. Gene Ontology annotation, molecular function: myosin binding. NCBI's taxonomy places the organism in Eukaryota, Metazoa, Porifera, Demospongiae, Haplosclerida, Niphatidae. Bases 20 to 1984 code for a protein of 654 amino acids.